AUGAGGAUCUCUCUCUUAACAGCGGCGAGUGCCUUGCUUCCGCUGCAGAUCUCUGCGCGAUGGGUCGGCAUCCCUACCGUGCCCUUUGAAGUGGCUAAGUCAAGGGGAUCAUUCUCACUCAAGCAAUUGAAAUCUAUCGUCGUCGACUCCAAGUACCAGAAUACCAUCAAUGACCAGGGCGAGACUCUUAUUCCCCCCACUCUCAAAGACUUUGCGUCCACUUUCAGCGAUGACUUGCUUUCAUCCUUGGCUCUGAAAGUCUCCGUCAGCACGGGCAAAUCUGCGCUCAAGAACUCCCUCUUCUUGACGGUCGGAAAUGCCAGUCAAUUUUUGGAUGUGGCUGGUAGACCGACUUCUGAAGGGUAUUCGAUCGAGGUGACCUCGCAAGGAAUUGUCAUCACUGGAGCCAGUCCGCUAGGUGUUUGGUGGGGAACGAGAUCUAUUUUACAGCAGGGUAUAUUGAGUGAAAGAUUGAGUUUAGGAAGUGCAACUGAUUCGCCAGGAUGGGGCAUUCGAGGGGUAGUCCUUGAUGUCGGGAGACAUUAUUACCCACCCGAUUUCAUCAUCGAGAUGUGCUCGUAUCUUUCGUUCUUUAAGCAAAACACACUCCACCUCCAUCUCAGCGACAGCAUGAACCUUAACCCCGAUCUCACCUACCAGGAAAAGCUCGACUACUACUCCGCAUUCCGCCUGAACUCCGAUGACCCUGCUGUUGCAGGACUCAACAAGCGCGCCAACGAGUCCUAUUACCGUUCCGACUUCGAGAACAUGCAGCAAAAAUGCGCAAGCAGAGGCGUGACCAUCGUCCCAGAAAUAGAAGCCCCUGGUCACGCUCUAGUGAUCACCCAAUGGAAACCGCAGCUUGCACUCAGCACCGAUUUCACCAUGUUGAAUAUCUCUAACCCAGAGACUAUCCCAACAAUGAAGACGAUCUGGGAUACAUUCAUGCCAUGGUUCCACAGUAAGACCGUCCAUCUCGGCGCAGAUGAGUAUUCUAGUUCAGAAGUCGCCGAGUACAAUUUAUAUAUCAAUACGAUGCACGACUAUAUCCAUUCAAAAUACAACAAAAACGUCCGAAUCUGGGGGACAUUCCGUCCCGGCGCAGCAGCAGACGGCUCGGAGGUUAACACCGACGUCUCGAUCCAGCACUGGGAGUUCUUUGAAGACAAUCCGUACUUCGAUUACAUCCAGAACAACUACUCGGUACUCAACUCGGAUGACCAGUUCUACAUGGUAGGCAAAUGGUCAGGGUCGUACCCUCAGAGCUUGAAUAUCACGAGAAUUUUCCAUGGCGCGCCGGAUGGUGGUCCAACGGCUCCAUAUAUCUUCGAUAAGACCAACGCCACGAACAAUCCGCCUCGAGAUAGUCCGUAUGUGCUGGGACAAAUGCCGGCGCUCUGGAAUGAUAUGGGUCCAAACAGUACCUCGGUCAUUGAAGCGUAUUAUUCUCUUCGCGACGGUCUUCCUGCGCUGGGAGACAAGCAGUGGGGUGGUGAUCUAUUGAUGGAUGAGUACUAUUCCAUCUUCGAGAAAUUGCAUGCUGCGAUCCCAGGCCAGAAUCUGGAUCGGAAGAUUGCUUCUAAAAGUAAGACGAUCUUAUCGUACGAUUUCUCAAGCUCGAACUCCAAGACCGUAAAGGACAAGUCUGGAAAUGGAUACGAUGGUACAUUGAACAACAAAUGCAGCGCGAAGAGUUCAGUCUUGACGCUGAAGAGUGGAUGUGAGGUUUCCACACCAUUAACUUCCAAAGGGAAGAACUACACCCUCUCAUUCUCUAUCAAGCCCACUUCCUCAACACCAGGAACUCUCUUCUCAGGUUCAGCAUCAACGCUCAAAGCCGGGAACGGAAGUAUCGACAAUGUGAUGCUCAUCACUGGGGGUACUCCGUACAUCCUCAACUACACUCUCCCCGUGGGCACCUGGACAGAUGUGAAAGUGAUCGGUAUAAAUAACGCCACGUAUCUGGCUGUCACGCCGGAGGGGAGCAGGAAGGAGACUGUGCACGAGUUUACGAUUGUGAUUGGUAUUUACUCUAAUAGCUUUGUGUGGAAUCUGCCGAUGGCUAUUGAGGCACCGGUUGGUGCUAUUGGAGGUGAUGGGUUCGAGGGCUUGAUGAAGAAUGUCAAGUUGGUGGAUGGGGCUGAUGAGAUGUAUGCGGCAUUGGUGGCGCCUCUUGUAAUUGGUGUUGCACCUUACACAUGA
This is a messenger RNA of Cadophora gregata, 2202 nucleotides long. RefSeq lists its product as uncharacterized. Gene Ontology annotation, molecular function: beta-N-acetylhexosaminidase activity. Gene Ontology annotation, biological process: carbohydrate metabolic process. The record is from RefSeq and is a predicted model, not a curated record. The transcript has 3 exons. The coding region runs from base 1 to 2202 and encodes 733 amino acids. Lineage: Eukaryota; Fungi; Ascomycota; Leotiomycetes; Helotiales; Ploettnerulaceae.